AUGGUAUUGCGUGCCAGAGCUGCCGUCUCUUUGGGCAAACAUGUACAUAUUACCGCCGGCCUCUCAAACGAGGCGCGAAGCCCCGGAAUCAAGAAGGUGCGACUCGAAACGCGCCACGAGACCGGCGCCUCUCUUCCCUCGCAGUCCAGCCGCAAUGCCAUGAGCCACGGCAUUCAGCCGGCCAGCAAGGCCCCCCCCGUCACGCCUAUUAUUGCCAGCCAGGAAGUCAUCAUGGACCUGACCGAACUGUACUUCGAAAUCGUAUACCCUAUCUUUCCUUUCUUCCACCAACCAUCCUGGAUGCACCGGAUUUCCCGGGCGCAAUACACAAGCGAUAGGGCACUUUACACCGCCACUAUGGCUAUGUGUGCGCUCGUAAGCAGCCGCGUGCGCGAUGGCUCCACCACUAACCCGAAAUGGGACGUGAGUCGACUACGACAGCCAGGACCCGAGGUGUUUUAUGCGGAAGCAAGGAAGCAGCUAGCUAGUUUCGAUAUGGUCGCAAGCUUGAAUGUGCUCCGGGCGCAUGCCAUUCUUGCGAUUGCAGCCAUUCAGAAUGGUAGUAUGCGCGAGAUGCGCUGGCAGCUGGGGAUGUAUCAGACGUUGGUAGCAGUUGAUGGGCUGCAUGACGAGGCGAACUGGCCGACGGGAAUCGGGGUAAUUGAGCGGGAGGAGAGACGCAGACUCUUCUGGUCUAUUUACACGUUGGACAUAUUCACGUCGUCAGUAUGCGGCGGUGUCGUUGGAUCACGGGAAGAACAGUGUAACGUGCUGUAUCCCGCAGAAAUGGACGACGAGCUCAUCACAGAUGAAACCAGUAUCCCUGAAACCGUUGACUCACCGGAUCCAUCGUCAAGGGACAGGCCAUCCCUGCAAGUGCGGUCCGAUUGCUGGCUAUCCGGAUGGAACAUCAUCACUGACCUGUAUCGCAUCCUUGAGCAUGCACUGACCAGGUUUCGCAACGUCCGACCGCACACACAAGGUCGCUCAUUCCUACAUGACAUUUUUCAGGACAGCUCGACACUUACCGAAGGAGCCGUGAGAGAUAGCGUGCUCCAGAUGUACAUGAAGCUACCGCCUUGCUUUAAGGAAAUCCCCCAGAUGACGUACGACAUCAAGAAAGACAGAGUAAGCUUUCAAGCGGCCAACAUAUCUGGUAGUAUCCAGCUUCUCCGGAUAGUCCUUUGUGUAGCAGGGGAUACUUCCAUCGAGGACCGAUGCCGGGUGGCUAGCGACGUAGUGGACGCACUUGUAAAAACACCGGUCGCGUACUCGCUUGCGAUAUCUGCGCCGCUUCUGCACCACCUCGGCGGCAUUGGCGUUAUCUUGGGCUCAGUGUUUGAAGAGCCGCUCAGCGAAUCGGAUUACAGUCGUAUUCGGUCCAUUAUACUUCUCAUGGCCCAGAUGCUGGAGAAGAUGGAGGCGAUUCAGCACGCUUCCGGCGCGAGCGACAAGCUAAGGAACUUAGUCGCACGCAUUGAUGAGUACAUGAAAACUCAGCAGCACGGUAAUGACGCCUCGGCUGAACAGCAAGUUGGAGCGUCGAUGCCGACAAAUGGGGCGCCGAUGCAAUUUGGACCGGCGGACUCUCAGGAUGCGCCGACGGGAUAUGACGCUAUGGAAGUGGGAAUUCCAGAAGAGUGGUUGAUACAGGUGCCACCAGAUCUUUUGGGGGACUUAGAUUGGGAAUUUGACCUUGUGCUGGCGUGA
Penicillium waksmanii is the source of this 1710-nucleotide messenger RNA. Its product is annotated as fungal specific transcription factor domain-containing protein. Lineage: Eukaryota; Fungi; Ascomycota; Eurotiomycetes; Eurotiales; Aspergillaceae. The record is from RefSeq and is a predicted model, not a curated record. The transcript has 2 exons. Gene Ontology annotation, cellular component: nucleus. Bases 1 to 1710 code for a protein of 569 amino acids. Gene Ontology annotation, molecular function: DNA binding; zinc ion binding. Gene Ontology annotation, biological process: DNA-templated transcription.